Messenger RNA from Yamadazyma tenuis ATCC 10573, 1321 nucleotides. Lineage: Eukaryota; Fungi; Ascomycota; Pichiomycetes; Serinales; Debaryomycetaceae. The record is from RefSeq and is a predicted model, not a curated record.
GAUUUCAGCAUAAUACACUAGCUUACAUUAGAAUGUCUAAAGGAAAAGUUUGUUUGGCUUACUCAGGUGGCUUGGACACCUCGGUCAUUUUGGCCUGGUUAUUGGAAGAAGGUUACGAAGUGGUUGCGUUUUUGGCAAAUAUCGGUCAAGAAGAAGACUUUGAAGAAGCUGAAAAGAAAGCCUUGGCCAUUGGUGCUACCAAGUUUAUUUGUGUUGAUGUCAGAGAACAAUUCGUCAAGGACGUAUGUUUCCCUGCCAUUCAAGCCAACGCCGUCUACGAAAACGUCUAUCUUUUGGGAACCUCAUUGGCUCGUCCAGUAAUUGCUCAGGCCCAAAUUCAAGUGGCUGAACAAGAAGGAUGUAUCGCUGUUUCUCACGGGUGUACCGGUAAGGGUAAUGAUCAGGUCAGAUUCGAAUUGUCGUUCUACGCCUUGAAGCCUGACAUCAAGGUCAUUGCUCCAUGGAGAGACCCUGAAUUUUUCAACAGAUUUGCUGGUAGAAAUGACUUAUUGGAAUAUGCUUCCGAGAAGGGAAUCCCGGUUGCCCAGACCAAGGCCAAACCUUGGUCUACCGACGAGAACUUGGCUCACAUCUCAUUUGAAGCCGGUAUUCUUGAGGACCCCGACACCACUCCUCCAAAAGAUAUGUGGAAGUUGACUGUGGAUCCAACGGAUGCUCCAGACACCCCAGAAACCUUCAGCGUGGUGUUUGACAAAGGUUUACCCGUCAAGUUGGUGGUGGGAAAGAAGGUGUUUACUGACCCAGUGGAAAUCUUCCUUGAAGCCAAUGCUCUUGCCAGAAGAAACGGAGUUGGUAGAAUCGAUAUUGUCGAAAACAGAUUUAUUGGUAUUAAAUCCAGAGGUUGUUACGAAACCCCCGGCCUUACUCUCUUGAGAACUGCUCACAUUGAUAUUGAAGGUUUGACCUUGGACAGAGAAGUCCGUGCUUUGAGAGAUCAAUUUGUCACCAUUUCUUAUGCUAAAAUCUUGUACAACGGUAUGUACUUCACUCCUGAAGGUGAAUACAUUCGUGCAAUGAUUGCUCCUUCCCAAAAGACCGUUAAUGGUGUUGUCAGAGCCAGCUGUUACAAGGGUUCUUUACAAAUCUUGGGUAGAUCUUCUGACACCGAAAAGUUAUACGAUGCCACUGAGUCUUCUAUGGAUGAGUUGACUGGAUUCUCUCCAGAAGAUACCACUGGAUUCAUUGCCAUCCAAGCCAUUCGUAUCAAGAAGUACGGCGAAGCUGCCAGAGAAAAGGGUGAAACGUUGACGUUGUAAGUACAUAACUGCCUCAUAAUAAACAUUAAUCAUUACUAUACCCU